AUGAACAGCUCUCGUUCUCGAGAUCCUUCCAAGGAUGUCCUUGACGCCGGUUCACAGCAGAAUGGCAGGAUGGUCAGUGACUCGCGCAACGGCUACGAAGGCAGUACGAACACCAGUGUGACCACCAGUACCGCCGGCAUGACCCGCGCCCAAAAGUUUGAAGACGAGAAGAGGAGGAUUAUCGAGAGCUGCUUCUCCAAGAAGGACCCAGAUGGCUCCCCGAGCGAAUCAUACAUAACACACAUUCAGAUUACCGAGGAUGCUCUAUACCCCUCGUCUCCAGCCCCGCCCGAUUCAGGUCUCGAGAACAAAAAGUCUCGAGUCAUUGUUGUCGCAGUCCGCAAAUCUGGCCGCGUCCGGGUUCACAAGGCGCGCGAGAAUAGUUCCGGCUCUUUCUCGAUUGGAAAGACAUGGAAUCUUGAUGAUCUAGGUCCGCUUCAGUCAUGGACCGGCGCGGUGCCAAAGACUGCGGACGAACACCAGCAGAAGAUGUGGGCUUCGGACGUCGGCUUCACCGUAACACUGGGCAAGCCUUAUUAUUGGCAGGCUUCCACUUCAGGGGAGCGAGAAUUCUUCAUUGGCAGCCUCAUAAAAAUCUACCGGAAAUACACUGGGGGGAAAGUACCGGAUAUGAUUGGAUUUGAUCCGGCAGAACAAGAGCAACUUGCCGGAGUGCCUGUAACCCGGACCAACGCUGAACCGCAAGCUAGAUCACCGCCUCCCAGGCCGAAUGUUCCUCCUCCGGCGCCUUCAUCUGGAUCCAAUCACCCGAAAUCUCCGUUUGCCGCCCGAGUACCCAGCAGGGAAGGAGACCGUUCAGGAAGUCGAAAUGGAUUGAGACCGCUAGAUCGUGAUGGCCAGCGAACUCCCAACGGAGAAGAGUUACGCUCCCCUCCUCGCGGAGAAUUUCGAACUCCUAGUAGAGAGGGACAGCGAGAUCAAGUGCAGGUCCGUCGACAACAGCCACCUGGUCAGGAAUCAAUACCAGGCGUUCUCAACCAAAGUGGUCUUCCUAAACCCCGGCCCCCUUUUAGUGCCAACUCCUCUCAGUCAUCGCUACCAUCUGCUCUAGGGCUGCCCAGCAAUCCUCGCUCUGGUGUAAACGCACCAUCAUCAACACCUCAGAACGACGACGCGCUUCGUAGAUUGGCAGGGCGGCCUAGUGAUAGUUCGUUGAUUAACAGAAGCGAAGAUGGUACAUCUACUUCCUCACGGCCAAGCACUGCUGCAUCUGCUGUCAAGCCACUUGACACGAGGCUGGAGAGGAAGUUGACUCCCGACCUGUCACAAGAGAUCGUCCCUGAGAGGAGACGGCCACCAUAUCAGAGGCCAGCUGGCAGUUUUGGGCAGGCAUCUGGCCAAAGUGACGUAAGCAGCAAGUUCUCUACGCCAAUGGCAACACCCACACAUGUAAAGAGUGAUUUGCGGUCGUCUUCACGGGGCCGUGACAAAGUGCGAAACGAGCCCAGCACAGACUCACCCAGUAUGCCCGGCUACUUCCCAUCGCCUACAGAACCAGAAUCUGCAGUCCAAGACCCGUCACCCAUCACAUCACCUAACAGCCUCCCUCCUCGUGAUGAAGCCAUGAUGUUCACUUCACCCACCGAGUCCCCCAUUACCAGUCCCACGCCUCAACCCGAAGAGGAUUACCGGCCUGGGCUGGGACCGAUGAUGAGGAAGAAAAAGUCAAGUAAGGAAAUUGCAAACCACUUCCGAAAGGCAGCAAUGGCCGCAGGUGCCUUCAAACCGCGCGCUGGCGGUGCAGCAGAGCGCUUGUUAGCCCAGAAGGAGAAGGCUUCGAAUGAGCCGGAUGGCAUCACGGGUGUAGUUCCUGCUCCUCUGCUGCGAGGCCCAAGCAACGAUAGCAGAGGUGGAAGCCCGGCUAUCCUCUCUCCUGCGUCUGAUGUUGUGUCGCCUCCAGCUAACAGGCCGAUGCCUACCAUUCAGCUACAGAGAACCCCAACAGAAGAGCAGCCCCAAGCCAAAAACGCAGAAAACAAAAUGCCCCGACCUCCAUCUCCAGACAAACCUCGAUCAAGGUCGCCAGGGAGGCGACGUCGCCAACUACAAGAGGCUAGAAUUGCUAAAUACUGCAAUGCACUUGGCAUUGACUCCAAGGUCAUUGAAGGUCGUGGAGGGGACUUUGAUGACCUACUUACCGAGAUUGGCUGGGAUGGGAAGCUCCCAGAAGACAAGAAAAUCGAGGAUUUCGAAGCCGAUGUUCGUCGAGAAAUUGGUCGAGCACAAGCCAGCGGUUGGCUUGGCCACAUUGAGCAACAAGAAGGGAAACUAGAGCAGCUGGGCAAACUGUUUGACAGAACCAUCGAAGAAUGCGAUGAGUUGGACGGACUCCUCACAUUGUAUUCGCAUGAGCUCAACACCCUUGCAGAGGAUGUGGCAUAUAUCGAGGCGCAGUCUCAAGGUUUGCAAGUUCAGACUGCCAACCAGAAACUGUUGCAGGUCGAACUGCAGAACUUAUUGAAGACCAUCUCGAUAUCUUCAGCGGAUCUUCGGGAUCUGCGUGAAGCUUCACUUGGUACUCCUGAGGGGGUUGAGGCCGCCGAACAAUCAUUGACGGUUCUGUACAAAGCGAUGAUUACCAUUGACCCGGACAUCAGGCAGAAUAAAAAGCGAAAAGCAGAUGCAGCAGCUGGGAACAGGAGCGAUGUUGGUGUCUACGCUGAUACUGAAAUUGGCCAGAUGCGAGCUGUUCGGGAGAAGAAAGAAGACUAUCGAGAAGAGACAUCGAUGUUUCUGAAGCGGCUCUCCCAGUACAUGUCGAUGGCAUUCAAGACAGUAGAAGCACGAACCAGCGAGAGUGUGGAGAGAGCUCGAGCAAACGCGAUCAUCUCCGCCACCAGCCUAGACUCCAAGCUCCAUGACACAUCCAGGCAAGAGUUGUGGAUGUAUAAUGCUCUCAUGUUGUUUGUUCGCGAGGUGAAUUCCUAUGAAUGGCAGACCUUGAUAUCGACCUAUGAGACUUACACCAAACCGAUAUAUCAAGAGCAAUUUCGAGACCAUGUCCUUGCAUGGAAGAAAGUCACACGGAAGUCGAGCGGGGAUGAGCAGGACUACCUGUUCACGAGCCAAGAGAAAGAAAAGCUGGAUGAUGGCAUCACCACCGCUGCACGGAAGUUGACUGUCAAACGGGGUAAGACAGUGCGAGUCGCAGGCUCUCUGGGGAAAUCGGCAAGCGACAAACGGGAUGGGAAAGUUGAUGCCUAUGAAGCUGUUGCAGGAGUACUCGAGGGCCAGCUCAGACUGAUCUCCGAGGAACAGAACUUUAGUGUUUCGUUCUUCCAUCUUACCUCUUUGUCGAACGUGGAUUUCGCCGAGAUUGUCGCUGGAAGACCGCCAGCACAGCGUCGACUACCCAAUCUCUCUGCCAGACAAACCUAUGAUCCAGAUCGGGAUAUGGCUAAGAUGGUGGAGAGGAUGAUGGACAGCAUCUAUGCCUUCUGGCCCACUGACAUGCAAAACCUAGUCGAGUGGGCUCUACGCAGCGAUCAGUUACAAGGCAUAGGCAUUCUCUACUCCCUCGAACGUUCCCUCCUCACCUUCGAAGACACAAACCAAGAAUACCUAACCCGCACCCUCCGCACCCUUCACAACCGCCUCCUCGGCCUCUUCCACCGCUUCAUCGACGACCAAGUCCGCGGCAUCGAAGACACCAAGGUCAAACUCAAGAAACGCAAAGGAGUCAUCUCUUUCAUGCGCACCUUCCCCAAUUUCUCCGCAGCAGUAGAAAGCAUGCUCCCGCACACCAUCAACACCACCACAGGCACCGCAGGAAUGGGAAACGGAAAUGAACCGCUCGAAAUCCGCCUGAUCGUCAACGAAGCCUACAGCAAACUCAACAAAGCAAUGUGGGAAUGCCUCAACUUCAUCGCCAAGGACGAACCGUCGGUAAGCUCGACAUCAGCCAGCCACGCCGCCGGGCACGGAGGUGGCAUCCACGUCGGCAGCAUCUCCGCCGCGCACGCCAUCGCGGGCAACAACAACGACCCGGAAGACAAGGAGGCGCUGAACUACCACAUCCUGCUCAUCGAGAACAUGAACCACUACCCCUCGAAGAAAUCGACGCGCGCUCCAACCCGAUCCUGA
This is a messenger RNA of Endocarpon pusillum Z07020, 4104 nucleotides long. RefSeq lists its product as uncharacterized. Gene Ontology annotation, molecular function: phosphatidylinositol-4,5-bisphosphate binding. The coding region runs from base 1 to 4104 and encodes 1367 amino acids. The transcript has 2 exons. Gene Ontology annotation, biological process: exocytosis; Golgi to plasma membrane transport. Gene Ontology annotation, cellular component: plasma membrane; exocyst. The record is from RefSeq and is a predicted model, not a curated record. NCBI's taxonomy places the organism in Eukaryota, Fungi, Ascomycota, Eurotiomycetes, Verrucariales, Verrucariaceae.